Messenger RNA from Drosophila innubila, 1614 nucleotides. RefSeq names its product RNA-binding protein cabeza (gene caz). The record is from RefSeq and is a predicted model, not a curated record. The coding region runs from base 190 to 1464 and encodes 424 amino acids. Gene Ontology annotation, cellular component: nucleus. Gene Ontology annotation, molecular function: transcription coregulator activity; RNA binding. Gene Ontology annotation, biological process: regulation of DNA-templated transcription. The transcript has 7 exons. NCBI's taxonomy places the organism in Eukaryota, Metazoa, Arthropoda, Insecta, Diptera, Drosophilidae.
UAAGUUGACGGAUGCUCGAUAUAUCGAUUUUGUGCACCCCUGGCCUCACACGCCAUUUUAACCACAGAAAAAAAUCUCGAGUUGAAAAUUCGACUGACGCUUGAGUUGCAAAAGUGCAGAGUUCUCAAAAAAUAAAAAAGAAUUAAUAUUUUCUUAUAAUCAAGGAAUUACUUUAAUCUUGUAUUAGUCAUGGAUCGUGGUGGUUAUGGCGGUGGUGGCGGCGGCGGCGGCGGUGCCGGACAGUACAAUAAUUUUGCUGUUCCUCCGCCAAAUUACCAACAAAUGCCAAAUAAACCUGGCAACUAUAACGAGCCCCCUCCAAACUAUAGCAAACCGGGCGGAGGUUAUGAUUCUGGCCAUCGUGGUGGUGGCGGUGGCGGCGGCGGCAGCGGCGGUGGUGGCGGCGGAUCAUGGAACGACAGAGGAGGCAAUUCCUAUGGAAAUGGAGGCGCCAGCAAGGACAACUACAACAAAGGAUACGGUGGCAGUAGCGGCGGUGGAGGAGGCGGCAGCAGCGGUGGUGGUGGAGGCGGCGGUGGCAACGAUAUGAUCACACAGGAAGAUACAAUCUUUGUUUCUGGCAUGGAUCCAUCCACCACGGAGCAAGAUAUCGAAACUCAUUUCGGUGCCAUUGGCAUUAUUAAGAAAGACAAGCGUACAAUGAAGCCAAAGAUUUGGUUGUACAAGAAUAAGGAAACUGGCACCUCGAAGGGUGAGGCGACCGUCACCUACGAUGAUGUGAAUGCUGCACAGUCGGCCAUUCAGUGGUUCGAUGGCAACGAUUUCAACGGAUCUGUCAUCAAAGUCUCGCUGGCCCAGCGUCAAAAUAAUUGGAGCAAAGGCGGCGGCGGCGGCGCUCGCGGUGGCUUCGGCGGACGCAGUCGCGGUGGCGGCGGUGGCCGCUUUGAUCGCGGUGGCGGUGGAGGAGGCGGUGGGGGCGGCGGUGAUUAUGAUCGCGGCAGCGGAGGCGGCGGCGGCGGUGGUGGAGGCCGUGGAGGUGGACGCUUUGGCGGCGGCGGUGGUGGUGGCGGUGCUGGUGCCGGCGGCGGAAAUGUGCAGCCUCGCGAUGGCGACUGGAAGUGCGCCAGCUGCAACAACACCAACUUUGCUUGGCGCAACGAGUGCAAUCGUUGCAAAACACCAAAGGGCGACGAAGAUGGCAACUCUGGCGGCGGUGGUGGUGGUGGCGGAUUCGGUGGUGGCGGCGGCGGUGGCUACGGCGGAAUGAACGAGCGUGGCAAUGAUCGCGGCUCAGGCGGAGGUGGAUAUCAGAAUCGUGAUCGUGGCAAUGGAGGAGGCGGCGGCGGUGGUGGAGGAGGUGGUUACUCCCGCUACAGCAACGACAAUGGUGGUGGUGGGGGUCGUGGCCGCGGUGGUGGCGGUGGCGGUGGCGGCGGCGGUGGCCGUAGGGAUGGAGGCGGAGCCAUGCGCAACGAUGGCGGCAUGCGCUCCAGACCGUAUUAAAUAACCAUAUUUUUUUUGUAACAUUAAAUAAAUAAACAUUAGCAAGUACUCUCUUUUAACUGUACUUUUAUAUUUACAAACACCCACACCACCAGUCAAGAAAGAACAAUAAGACGGAAAUGAAAAAAAUUAAACGAACUAAAAGGAAAA